CUGUAUCUGCUCCAAGCCCUGGCUAAGCACCUUACCUAAACCCUGGGCAGGGCCUGGAUGUGAGAUUCCCGAAAAUCAGAGCCCAGCAUCAACGCUGGCUCCUUUCCCACGGGAAGGAGCUGUUGGGUGAUGCAGGAGCUCCCUCCCUCUGCCUGACGCAUCCAGCUCGGAUCCUUGCGAAAGAAUUGCUCAACCGAGGGAGCCGGGAAGCCCCAGCUGGGUGUUACAAGGUCCCGGCUCCUUGCAGGGUUUCCCAAUCGCUGUGUUUUCCCCCCAGGCUGGGAAGAAGCCCCUCUCUCCCACCACAGCACCUCGGUGGGUGCUCUCUGUAGCUGCGUGGGGUAUUCCAGGGGUUCCUCAGCUUUUCCUGGAACUAGUGGGACCCAGGGGAUGCAAACAGGAUAUAGAUGAUCCAUGGAAAAGCAGCGUUUUGGUGAGGUUUUUGGCACCACAGGCUAUCACAGAGGUCUAGGGGCUUGGCCUCAUCGUGGUCCUGAGCAAAAUAAAUUUGCAGUUUUCUGGACGUCAUCCUUGGAGGAAACUCUUCUCCUGCAGAAAACUGCACGUCUGUUUUUCUCUGGCUGGGAAUGACUUUUAUUCCCUCGGUGCAGUCUUUAGUGUCUAAGGAGGAUCUGAAUCUCACAGGUUACACCUCAGGGACAGUUCAAGGGUGAGUGGAUCCCGCAGUCACAGUGCCUGGGGGAGGAUGUCAGUCUCCUGGGGCAAACCAGAGCGUGAUGCUCCUGGACAGGCAGCCAUAAAUUUUUGGGAGUGAUGCAACCAGUGCACUUUAUCAAUCCUAGAAUCACAGAACCAGAGAAUAUCCCGAGCUGGAAGGGAUUACUGAAGUCCAGCUCUGGACACCGAAGUCCAACCUUAGCUGUGUGUUGUGUGGUGGGCUUCACCACAAAAGCACAAAUUAAAGAAACACUGUGGAUUUGAUAAAUGAUCAUUACAAAUCCCCACAUCACACAUCCGUGAUAUAAACACUUCUGAAUCCCGGCGUUGUGCUGACUGGAGCAUUUCCUAAGGAGAGCCAUCCCAGCCUGGAAGUUUACAAACAGGCUCGCCCACGCGCGCAACCUGUCCCUGGCCAAACACCUUCCCUGUCUCCCCGCCGCCGCUCCUCCCGCAGCAAUCCUUCGGAGGGCGGAGGAAAAACCCCAACCUGCUCUUCAGGUGCCCAUCGAGGUGUGCCUCGUGUCGCAGCCGGGUGUCACACACAGCCAGCCUUCCCGGCCGGCUUUUAUGGGAGCAGCUCGCAGGGCGCGCACCUCCCCGGGGCUCCGGCGGCCGAGGGAAGGCGUGACUUGGCGGCGGCUCCAGGUGCCUCUCUCUCCCUGCAGGUAACCCCGAGCUGCCGGGGAGACGGAGCCAGCCCUGCUGCUGCUCCCAAGCCGCUGGCCCCGGUGCUCCCAAGCCGCUGGCCCCGGUGGUGCCACCCCGCUGGCCGCUCCGCCGCGAUGGGCGAAGGGAGCAUCAUCACCAAAUUCUUCCAGAAAAAGUCGCUCCUCCGCUUCGUGCAGAAAUACCAGCCCCUGGGAAGCGGCGAGCCGGAAGAGGAGCCCCGGGAGGAGUGUGAGCUGAAAAUCAUCCAGCAGGAGCAGGAGGUGGCAGUCCUGCCCCCGAAGGACGCCUGUAAAUGCCACAAGGAGGACUUGGCCAGAGCCCUGAACGUUGAUUUACAGACUGGACUCUCUGAGUUUUCCGUGCUCCAGCGCCGGUCAAAACACGGCUGGAAUGAAUUUUCAGUAGAGAACACAGAGCCAAUAUGGAAGAAAUAUCUGGACCAGUUCAAAAACCCCCUCAUCCUCCUGCUGCUGGCCUCAGCUCUAGUGAGCGUCAUCACCAAGGAGUACGAGGACGCCGCGAGCAUCACCAUGGCCGUGCUCAUCGUGGUCACCGUGGCCUUCAUCCAGGAAUAUCGCUCGGAAAAGUCUCUGGAAGAGCUCAACAAGCUGGUGCCCCCCGAGUGCAACUGCCUAAGGGAAGGAAAACUGCAGCACCUUCUAGCACGAGAGCUGGUGCCUGGAGACAUCAUCUACCUGUCUGUGGGUGACAGGGUUCCUGCAGACCUCAGGCUCAUAGAGGUUACAGAUCUGCUGGUGGAUGAAUCCAGUUUUACUGGAGAAGCUGAGCCUUGCAACAAGACUGAGGGUGUGCUGCUGGAGGCUGGGGACAUCACCACGCUGAGCAAUGUGGUUUUCAUGGGGACCCUGGUGCGCUACGGGAAGGGAAAAGGCGUGGUUAUUGGCACGGGUGAGAAUUCCCAGUUUGGCGAGGUGUUCAAGAUGAUGCAGGCUGAGGAGACUCCCAAGACACCUCUGCAGAAGAGCAUGGACAGGCUGGGGAAGCAGCUGACCCUGUUCUCCUUUGGGAUCAUUGGUUUGAUAAUGCUCAUUGGCUGGCUGCAAGGGAAGCAUCUCCUCAGCAUGUUCACCAUUGGAGUCAGCCUGGCCGUGGCUGCCAUUCCUGAGGGGCUGCCCAUCGUGGUCACCGUCACCCUGGUGCUGGGAGUGCUGCGCAUGGCCAAGAAAAAGGUGAUUGUGAAGAAGCUGCCCAUAGUAGAAACCUUAGGUUGCUGCAAUGUCAUCUGCUCGGACAAGACGGGCACUCUGACUGCCAACGAGAUGACGGUGACACGGCUCGUGACCUCGGACGGCUGCCAGGCUGAGGUCAGUGGGGUGGGCUACAAUGGAGAAGGAAAUGUUUAUCUUCUGCCAUCCAAGGAGAUCCUUAAAGAAUUUUCCAACAUCUCCGUUGGGAAACUCGUGGAGGCUGGCUGUGUAGUCAAUAACGCUGUUAUCAGGAAAAACAGUGUGAUAGGACAACCCACAGAAGGAGCUCUCAUUGCCCUAGCAAUGAAGAUGGAAUUAGCUGACAUAAAGGACAUUUAUGUAAGAAAGAAGGAAAUUCCAUUCAGCUCUGAGCAGAAGUGGAUGGCUGUGAAAUGCACACUGAAAAAUCAGGAUCAGGAAGAUAUUUACUUUAUGAAAGGAGCAUUUGAAGAAGUUAUCCAGCACUGCACUCUGUACAACAGUGGUGGCAUCUCGUUGUCACUCACACCCCAGCAAAAAGCCCUCUACCAGCAGGAGGAAAAGAGAAUGGGCUCCUCAGGACUUCGAGUACUUGCUUUGGCUUCAGGUCCAGAACUUGGCAAACUAACAUUUCUAGGUCUGGUGGGAAUAAUUGAUCCCCCAAGGGCUGGGGUGAGAGAAGCUGUGCAAAUCCUGUUUGAGUCUGGUGUGGCAGUGAAGAUGAUCACUGGAGAUGCCCUGGAAACAGCUGUGGCUAUAGGACAGAACAUUGGUCUCUGCAAUGGGAAGCUGAAAGCCAUGUCUGGGGAAGAGCUGGACCAACUGGCAGAGGCAGAGCUCUCCUCCACUGUCCAAAAUGUUUCCAUUUUCUUCAGAACAAGUCCAAAGCACAAACUAAAAAUAAUAAAGGCCUUGCAGAGGGCUGGUGCUGUGGUGUCAAUGACGGGGGACGGCGUCAACGACGCCGUGGCCCUGAAAUCCGCCGACAUCGGGAUCGCCAUGGGGCGAGCGGGGACAGACGUCAGCAAAGAGGCCGCCAACAUGAUCCUCGUGGAUGAUGACUUCUCCAAAGUCAUGAAUGCAAUAGAAGAGGGAAAGGGAAUAUUUUACAACAUAAAAAAUUUUGUCCGAUUCCAGCUGAGCACGAGUAUUUCAGCUUUGAGCCUAAUUACCCUGUCAACAGUGCUCAACCUACCCAACCCACUCAAUGCUAUGCAGAUCUUAUGGAUCAACAUCAUCAUGGAUGGGCCGCCAGCACAGAGCUUGGGGGUUGAACCUGUUGACAGGGACACCAUCAAGCAGCCCCCCAGGUGCAUCACAGACACCAUCCUCAGCAAAUCCCUGAUCCUGAAAAUCUUCAUGUCAGCAAUCAUCAUCAUCAGUGGAACCCUCUUUGUCUUCUGGAAGGAGAAUCCAAAAGGGGGCAUAACUCCUCGAACCACAACGAUGACCUUCACCUGUUUCGUGUUUUUUGACCUCUUCAAUGCCCUGACAUGUCGCUCUCAGACAAAGUUGAUAUUUGAAAUCGGCUUUUUCCGAAACCGCAUGUUCUUGUAUUCCGUGCUUGGGUCAUUUUUGGGACAGCUGGCAGUUAUCUACAUCCCUCCACUACAAAAGAUCUUCCAGACAGAGAAUUUAGGAGUGUUAGACCUGCUGUUCCUCAGCGGCCUGGCUUCCUCAGUGUUCGUGGUGUCCGAGCUCGUCAAACUCUGUGAGAAGCGCUGCUGCCCCCCAAAGCACACCAAGGGAUGUCACAACUGACUGAGACUGCUCUGAAAUGCACCUGAACACAGCUGUGACAAUCCCAACCCACAGCUUUGUGACCCCACAUCCUUCCUGAAGGUACUCAAGUGCAGCUGUACCAACAGCCCUUACACCAGAGACUCUUCUACCCCCUCCACGUGAGCUGUCUGCAGAAACCUCCAGAGUGGCUCCUUUUUUAAACCAAGAGCAGGUAUAUUUUUAUAACACUGAUCUCAAUUCCAGAAGGCUGAGCUAGUCCCAGGCAAAAGAACAGUUUCACAUCUGUACAGAAAAAUCUAUUGUGCAUAAACUGAAAUUUUAUUUAUUUAAAUCAAAACCAUUUUUAUUAAUAAAAUCUACAUUUUAAAAUGUUACUGACAAGUAUCUGAGUGAGACUCAUGAUUGAGACACGUCCUUUAAUAUUUCAUUACAAGAGUGGAAAAGACCUGCCUUGAAGCAUUUUUUUCCUUCAAUCUGUAGUGUUUGUGGAUCCCCAGAUAUGCAGGCUUGACUCAGCAAGACUUUCAAGGAAACUGUGGGGAGCAGAGAGCUGAAGUGCCAACCCUCAGCUGUCAGUUUUUGUACCUGUGUGACUGACAGGAGAAGAAGGGAAGGCUGAUCAGACCCAAUUCACAGGAGAGGAUGGAUUUAACGGGCAAGGGACUCGCUUCCAAAGAGCCUGGGAAUAAAGAUGAGUCAGGAACAGAGCAGGGAUGCUGGGCUUUGCAGCUGGGCCAAAACUGCACAAAAGGGACUGAGCUGUUCAGAUCAUAGCUAAGCCCACUGCUGACAAAAGCUUUCUGGAUA
Motacilla alba alba is the source of this 5087-nucleotide messenger RNA. RefSeq names its product ATPase secretory pathway Ca2+ transporting 2 (gene ATP2C2). Gene Ontology annotation, molecular function: P-type calcium transporter activity; ATP binding; ATP hydrolysis activity. The transcript has 27 exons. Lineage: Eukaryota; Metazoa; Chordata; Aves; Passeriformes; Motacillidae. The record is from RefSeq and is a predicted model, not a curated record. Gene Ontology annotation, cellular component: endoplasmic reticulum; plasma membrane; Golgi membrane. The coding region runs from base 1464 to 4298 and encodes 944 amino acids. Gene Ontology annotation, biological process: intracellular calcium ion homeostasis; calcium ion transmembrane transport; manganese ion transport.